UUACUUUUUACUGUGAUGUUGCGCCCUCUAUUGUUUCCUAAACAAACGUUAAAAAACGUCCUGAAAUCACCUUUACAGGCUGGUGGCAAGGCAGGAAAAGACAGUGGCAAAGCCAAGGCAAAAGCAGUGUCUCGCUCCCAGAGGGCUGGGCUGCAGUUCCCAGUGGGUCGUAUCCACAGGCACUUGAAGACUCGCACAACCAGCCACGGUCGAGUAGGAGCCACAGCAGCUGUGUACAGUGCAGCUAUCCUUGAGUACCUCACCGCUGAAGUGAGCCUUUCUUUUUAAGAGACUUUUGAACUGUAAUGUCAUAAUCUUCACGGAAACAUGGUUAAACAGCGGAAUAAGGACAAUGCUUCGAGCUAGGGAC
This is a messenger RNA of Etheostoma spectabile (orangethroat darter), 370 nucleotides long. Its product is annotated as histone H2A.V. NCBI's taxonomy places the organism in Eukaryota, Metazoa, Chordata, Actinopteri, Perciformes, Percidae. Gene Ontology annotation, cellular component: nucleosome. The record is from RefSeq and is a predicted model, not a curated record. The transcript has 2 exons. Gene Ontology annotation, molecular function: structural constituent of chromatin; protein heterodimerization activity; DNA binding. The coding region runs from base 16 to 288 and encodes 90 amino acids.